Molecule: messenger RNA, 1868 nt
Organism: Drosophila elegans
Lineage: Eukaryota; Metazoa; Arthropoda; Insecta; Diptera; Drosophilidae
Gene: eIF2D
Product: eukaryotic translation initiation factor 2D
Exons: 2
Coding region: 114-1805 (563 amino acids)
Biological process (GO): translational initiation; formation of translation preinitiation complex
Molecular function (GO): translation initiation factor activity; RNA binding
Source: RefSeq, a predicted model, not a curated record
ACAGGCACCUCCACUGUCCAGUUGUUUGUUUUCACUGUGGCAUGUGCCAAUCAAAAAAAAUUGUUUUUUAAUUUUCUAUUUUCUUAAGCACACAAAACCGGAACGGCGGACCGAUGUUUCUCAAACCGUACAGACCGAAGAGCAGUGCUGCCCUGAAGGGAUCCGAUAGCAAGAAGUUCCGGCAGCGCGUGGAGGCGGCGUUUCCCCAUGUGUCCGUGGAUCAGCUGGUGCCGGCGAAGGCGGCGGUGACCCAGGUGAAGAUCCUCACCCACGGCGGCGUCCAGAGCAUGGUCUAUUGCGUGGACAAGCUGCCUUUGUUCUUCGAACUGGAUGGAGGCCAGCUGGUGCCCACUCUGUACACCCUGUGGUCCGUUCCGGACAUCCUGCCCUAUUUCACCACCCACGAGGGCGUCCUGCCCAAGCUGACGAACGGUGCAGAUCUCAUGCUGCCGGGAGUGGUGCCCUUGGGCGUGGGAUUGAACAUGUACGGGCACUACAAGAAGGGGCAGUUGAUGGCUGUGAACCUUACGAACAACAAAUCAGCGGUGGGUUUGGGACAGUUGGCUCGCUCCAGCCAUGAUUUGUACAUGUGUGGCGGUCACGGCGUGGCCAUCAAAAUGCUCCACCUCUUCGGCGACAAGCUCUGGUCCCAUGAACCCAGUCUGGUGCAGCAGAUUCCGCUGGUCAAGACGAAAGCUUUGUCUGGCGAGGAUUUUCCUGCUCUGGGAUCUGAGACGGAAAGGAGGAAGGCAGCCAGUCCAUCAGCUCCAGCUUCUGUAACCUUUGCUUCUGUGGCUCAAACAGAGGAACUGGAAACAGAAACGGCUGCUCUUACUUUAGAGAACCAGGAAAGCCCCGAAUCCGAAGAAGAAGGUGGAGAGGAAGCCUCACCGGAACUGAUUCUCAAGAACGCCUUCCUUGCCGCCUUGAAAAACAAUGGAAAAAAGCUGCCUCUGCCACUCCUGACCAGCAAUUUCUACAGGCUGUAUGUGGUCACCGAAGCCCCAGAGCAAAUUGACCUGAAGAAGACCCGCUACAAGAAGCUCUCCAACUUCCUGGCCGAGAUGGUGGAUCAGGGAUUCAUUGUGGUGCGGGAGGAGAGCAAGGGAGUGGAUAAGAUCAUAUCGGUGGAUCUGGAGCACCCCGAAGUGGUGAACUUCAUAACCGAUGUCAAGGCAAACGAGGCGAAUGGAGCGGCGUCCGAGACGCCUCUCUUCCACUCCGAGCUGAAGGAGAUGUACAUAGUGACCGAUGUGACGGCGGCCUUUUUUACCAAGCUGAACUUUAAGCGCGGCGAGGGAAUCCCGGCGGGUCAGAUCAAGAAGAUUGUGCGGGAGUAUGUGAGCAAGCAUGGCCUGCUGCAUCCGCUGACCAAGCUAGUCCGACCGGACGAAACUCUGAUCGAGCUGUAUGGUAACAGGGAGGCCUCGCUGAGCGAGAUGUGCUCCCUAAUCACCAGCAAGAUGGAGCACUCCUACCAGAUGUGCAGCGGGAAGGACACGAGCGGCAAGCCCCUCAUCCAGAUGUCGCUCGCCACCCGCUCCGGUAACAAAAAGGUGACGCUGGUGAGCAACAUCGAGGCGUACGGCAUCAUCCUGGCCGAGUUCAUCAAGCUGUGCAAGCAGGGAGCCGCCGCCAGCACCAGUGUGGUCAAACUGCCCCACCAGAAGCACGAGCAGCUGCAGAUCCAAGGCAACCAGGUGAGGUUCGUCCACACCCUGCUGACGGAGACCUACAAGGUGCCGCCCAAGUGCAUCCUCGGUCUGGAACUGGCCAAGGACGGCAAGAAGAACAAGAAAAAAUGAACCAGAUAAUAAACAAAGCAAAGCCUGUCCUCGAGUGUAAUAAUAAAUUAUUUAAUAACUGUA